AUUUUCGACUCCACAAGAUACCAUAAUAGACAAGACUCAGCAUUCAAUUAGUUAGUUUGUUUCUUACCAAUAUUUGACAUUUUUUUAUCAUAAACCAUAACAAUUCUUGAUCAGAAGCAAGGCUAGUAAGAAGAAAGUCAUAAUUGAAAUAGAUUAUCAAUUGCACUUCAUAACUCUUCAAUAGAUUGUGUCAAAAAUUGAUUCUUCGAUCUCAUUAUCUCAACUGGUCAAUUCGUUUUCAUUUCCUGGACAAUUUAUAAUACUUAAUUGAUAUCUUAUUACAUCCCGCUAGUUCAAUUAUUAACUCAUGAUAAUCUUUAAUCUUUAAAAUUUCACUUCGACUAUCUUAGACAUACAAUGCAUGUGUGUUUUCUCGUUUAAAUAAUUUCAUUUCAAAUGGCUAUGAAACAGGCUCAACUUAUAUUCAUUCUGUAAUGUCAAAGUGCAGAUUAUUACAUUCUGCACCAAAAGGAACUAACAGAUUACCAUACACCUUGCCACCAGUGGGUCCACUACGUUUUACACGAACGUAUCCAGUUGCCCAUCAUCAUCAUGAUCAUCACAAAGCCCCAAUUAUCAAAGCUGAUUCCUUUAAACCUGCCUGUAUACAAUCACCGUUUUUUUACCAAGCUCAUGCUGGAAAUGUUACUCUCAGUGAAAACUGUCUGUACUUGAACAUCUUCACUCCUGUCCGUGGAAACGAGUUGAAUGUUACCAAAUUGUAUCCAGUUUUUGUUUAUGUCCAUGGAUCUGCUUUUGCUUUCGGUGGUCCAGCAGGAAUUCAUAAUCAAGCUCAAUAUUUAUCGGCCUUUGGAGAUAUCAUGGUUGUCACAAUGGCUCAUCGAUUAGGUUUUCUAGGUAGACCUUAUGAUGGACCAGUUGAAGAUGAUGAACAAAAUUAUCCUCAUCAUCUACCUGGUAAUCAAGAUCUUCACGACGUCAUCCAAUCACUCCAAUGGGUUCACAAUAAUAUCCGUUAUUUUGGUGGUGAUCCAGAUCGCGUAACUUUAGGUGGUCUAUCAGCAGGUUCAAUCGUUGCUACAUCAUUAUUUGUAUCGCCUAUUGUUCCUGAUGGACUUUUCAAUAAAGUUGUUGCUAUGUCUGGCUUACCAAUAUCUCCACCAACUACAUUAAACCCUAAAAGAGCUAAGAGCAUCACUAAAGAGAUUUCAUCAGCGGUUAAAUGUUCCUUUAGAGACACUGACACCAAAGAUCAUCCUCUUAGUUGGAAUGAAAUUCACUGUCUAAAAAGAGUUGAUCCAUUUGAUCUGGUUAAGGCUUCAGCAUCCAUUUCCUUUUCUCCGAUGUAUGGUGAUGACAUUUUGCCUCAGCAGCCCCAAGAAUUGAUUAAAUCACCCAUUUUUAAAAAAAAUAGAUAUUCACUUCUUAUUGGAACUGAACAAAACGAAGACGUUAUUUCCCAUUCUACUCCAACGACAGUUCAUGAUGCAAUCACUGACUUAUCAAAUUUAUUUCAGGACAGAUUUGGUGUUGAAAAAAUGGAUAAUUUUACUUCAAUUAUUCAAUCUUAUUUUAACGAGUUACAAGAAGAUCAAAUGGCGAACCAGACAGCAGUUGAAUCAAUUUUCCAUGCGAUCAUCUCUGAUUUUACGUUCAUCUGUCCUUCUCUUUUAAUGGGUAAAAUAUUCAGUCUCAACAAUCAAGUCUAUUUUUAUCGAAAUGAAGUGGUUCUCGAUGCUGACAAGGACAAACGUCCGUUUGGAACCCUUCACGCUGAUGAUUCUGCUUUGUUCAUUGGUUAUCCUUUUACAACUCCUGAUCUUUAUAGUGAUUCUGAUCGCACAAUCAGCUUACAGAUGAUGAAAUUACUCGGUACAUUUGUUGAAGAUGGUUAUGCUCCUUGGCCUGCUGUGCGUAACCAAGAUGGCAAAACCACUCCAUACGUUUGGAAGAUAACCAAAGAGUUGGACUAUCAAAAUUUCGAAGUCGAUCCAUAUAACAAUCGGUGCAGUGAAUGGGCUCAAAUAUACCAAAUUGAUGAUCUUUGAUUUUUGAUGAUUCAUACCUAGUAGUGGCAAAAUCUCAUUUCGACUUUUGAAGUUGAAAAAUACCCAAUUAUUGAUGACGGUGUAAUAUUUAUCAAUCAUAUUCAUACUUUAUCUGUAACAUCAAUUUAAUCAUAACCGAUAAUUGCAGGAAAAUUAGAGUAAACAGUAAAACAUGAUCAGUUUGUUCAUAUUGUUUUGUUUUAA
Molecule: messenger RNA, 2213 nt
Organism: Tetranychus urticae (two-spotted spider mite)
Lineage: Eukaryota; Metazoa; Arthropoda; Arachnida; Trombidiformes; Tetranychidae
Product: acetylcholinesterase-1
Biological process (GO): acetylcholine catabolic process; choline metabolic process
Cellular component (GO): plasma membrane
Molecular function (GO): acetylcholinesterase activity
Source: RefSeq, a predicted model, not a curated record